CCGAAUUGCUCAGCUAUCAGUUGCCGUUUGCUUGCCAUGAAGAUGUCCUUUCGACUGGUUUGAUGGGUUGCGGGAGUUCCGUGCCAAAAGCCAAAGUCUAUCGAGAAAACGAGGAAGACAAAGAACCGACUCCAGUGGAAGAGGUUCGAGUCCAAACGGUCGGCCUGGACGACCGGGUCGACGUCCCUCUACUUCAUGACGCGUCUGUAUCCCAUGCCGGAAGUUUCGAGAGUGGCUGGAUGGUGGAGAUGUCCCCUGAAACCUGGGAGGCUCUCCCUGCAGAUGUGGAUGAGACCCUGACGGAGGCAUACUAUAGUGGUCAGCCUGUAGCUCUCUACACCGUGCGAGGUGCACGCCCAAGCGAGGAUGUGAGCUAUGACGUAGACUUCCGUCAGCUCAUGCGAACCACUCGCAGUACUGGACAGCAGCACCGUCUACGCUAUGUACCUCACCCGUCUGCCAAUGCAUCAAAGCUUGCGAGCACAGCCAGUGCCAGUGCUGGUAGAACGCAGUACCAGUGGGAACUCAAGAAUGGUGCAUGGGCGGACUUUGAAGAAGAGGAGCUGCAACACCUCAUCCGUGCUUGGAUGAUGGGGCAUGACGAAGUCCUGUAUGAAGCAAGAGGCCUUCAAUACGAGAUUAACUUUCGAAGGAUGAUUCAGAUCAACCUCUCGAGUGGAAACAAGCGGCACAUCCGGGUGAAGCCACGUCAAGCAGAUCCCAAUCAGCCUGUGGCAAGCACCCAGGCUUCAGCUACAGACCCUUCAACUACUGCAGCUCCUACCCCGACAGACGCAAGAAGUAGCGGCGAGCCACGUGCCCGAUCACAACCUCGCUCAGGUGUGACUCCACCUGGCAGACCAAAGCGCUUUAGCUUGGGCAAAGAUGGGAAGGAGGCAAAAGGCGCCGGCCAAGGACAAGAAAGUGAAGGACAAGGAGGAGGCAGACAGACUUGUCACCCCUCAGUCGACACUGACGAGCCGGCUUUGCCAUUUGGCGUGCAAUGGCCUUCUGCGCAGGCUAAAGCUGCAGCAAAAGCAUUGUACAUGGAAUUGCUGUCUUCUCAGCAGUGCACACAAGCGGAGAGGCGGAGCUGCUACAAGCACAAAUGCUUGCUGUGGCACCCAGGCAAGAAUCUCGACAAAGAGGAUGUAGCAACAGAAGUCUUUCAAUUUCUGCAGCUGCUUCGAGAUUGGUACUUGUCUUGACAGAGUUGGUCAAAUGCGGGGAGCAGCCACUACUGGUACCAACCAGCCCGUUCCAAUGUUCCAUCAGCGGAUCAUUGAUCUGGCACGAUGAAUAUGUGCAUUUGCAAUGAUAGCUGCAAGAGUGCCAUGCACGGAGUGCAAACUGAUUGUCGAAUGAAGCUCGCUUGUUUCACACUGUUCGACCUUUUGUGGACAGGGGAAAGGGCUGAAGAUCGGCUCCUUCCAAGUUGCGUGCCAUGGAGUGCCUUUCAGAAAGACUCGGCAUCACGAGGGAGACUGGAUUUGGGUAAAAUAAGGGGUACCUCCUGGAGUGAUCUAACUAGUGAGAGGCAAUGACGACUCGCCGCAUCACGAUCAACACAAUGUUGCCUAAUUUUUCG
Molecule: messenger RNA, 1588 nt
Organism: Durusdinium trenchii
Lineage: Eukaryota; Dinophyceae; Suessiales; Symbiodiniaceae
Source: the annotation of a GenBank genome assembly